This is a messenger RNA of Aspergillus novofumigatus IBT 16806, 1474 nucleotides long. It is a transcript of the gene snf4, whose product is annotated as AMP-activated serine/threonine-protein kinase regulatory subunit SNF4. The transcript is spliced from 6 exons. Lineage: Eukaryota; Fungi; Ascomycota; Eurotiomycetes; Eurotiales; Aspergillaceae. The coding region runs from base 161 to 1141 and encodes 326 amino acids. The record is from RefSeq and is a predicted model, not a curated record.
UGCCGCGUAUGCUACCAUCUCCGCCAACACUACCACCACAACCACCACCACCACCAACACCAUUACUUCCUCGACGCCUGAUCUUAAUAUCGUCCACGGUCACGAGGGCCCUUUUGUGCAGCCCUCAUCCUACCUUCGCCCGCGAGAUCUCUCACAUCCAAUGCGCCCAUCUGAGCCCGAGAGGGCAAUUGAUCGGGAAGAGCGUGAGGGUCUACGUGCCAUCCGUAACUUCCUCAAAGUCCGCACCAGCUACGAUGUUCUUCCGCUCAGUUUCCGGCUCAUCAUAUUCGAUACUUCGCUCUCUGUCAAGGAGAGUUUGAAUAUCCUGAUUCAAAAUGGCAUCGUAUCAGCUCCGUUAUGGGAUUCAAAGACCUCUACCUUUGCCGGUCUUCUGACCACUUCCGACUACAUCAACGUCAUACAGUAUUAUUUCCAGAAUCCCGCGGCACUGGACCAGAUUGACCAAUUUCGACUGGACAGUCUUCGAGAGGUGGAAAAGGCUCUCGGUGUUGCUCCGCCGGAAACCAUUUCGAUCGACCCAGAACGGCCGCUUUACGAGGCCUGUCGACGCAUGCUCGAAUCUCGCGCUCGCAGAAUCCCUCUCGUUACAAAUGAUAGCCAAACGGACCGGCCUCAUGUUCUCAGCGUGGUGACUCAGUACCGAAUACUCAAGUUCGUGGCGGUCAAUGUUAGUGACACACAAAAGUUAAAGAAGCCGCUCAAGGAAAUUCUGUUGGGCACCUAUGAUAAUAUCGCCACGGCGUCAAUGGAUACACCAGUAAUUGAUGUCAUCCACAUACUCGUGGAGCGGAGUAUAUCUAGCGUGCCCAUCCUGAACUCGGAAGGUGUUGUCUACAAUGUCUUUGAAGCGGUAGAUGUUAUCACACUGAUCAAGGGAGGCGUAUAUGAUGACCUCAGUCUCACGGUCGGCGAAGCCUUGAAGAAACGAAGUGCGGAAUUUCCCGGUAUUUACACAUGUUCUCUGAACGACGGUCUGGACACCAUUUUCGAUACUAUUCGCAAAUCUCGCGUGCACCGCCUGGUUGUGGUGGAUGGAGACUUCCGACUCAAGGGCGUUCUCACUCUGAGUGAUAUCUUACAAUAUAUUCUCCUCGAGGGCGAAAAUGACGAAUCAUCAUGAUAUGGAAGAGAUUUCCUGCGCAAAAGCGGUCCCGGAUAUAUCUAAAAAUUGCAUGGAAACGGCGUUGACUCACUUCUACAUCGGAUCGAUUUUGAGGCUUGCAACAUCAGGUUUGGCUGGUAACAAAUGGCUACGCCGCAUAUUCAUUGUUCCCUGUCAGCCAUUUUUCUUCCUUUCAUUGCUUUUAUUCUUGCCUUGUCCUUAUAUGAGGAUGCCACGAUGUAAAAACGCACGCACGAAAGGUAAUGGGAUGGUUGUCCUUGGCUCCAUCUGCGCUAUAUUCGAAGGCGCUUGGCUCGACAACAAUAGAUUUCAUUUUGAUGAUACGUCUCU